AUGAGCGAGAUGCUGAAGAUGCCUACUAUGAAAUGCAUGGACGUAGAGUUUAUGGGCAUGCUUUGAAUAUUCAGUGGGCCAAAAAUGCACCUUCUAGAUCUUGGAGAAGUCCAAGGAGUCCUGAAAGGGGCGAUCGAACCAAUGGGGAGGAACGCAUGGCUGAAGAUAGAAGGUCUAGGUCUAUAUCACAAUCGAGAGGCGAAACCAAGCGCCGUGACUCUCGCUCAUCUUCUCGUCCCAGAGAGGAAGCAAGAGAAAGAACUGAAAGAUCUCCAAGAGACAGAUCCCCAUCUCCGAACGGUCACCCGGCAUCCCACUCUCAAUCAGUAUCUCCUGCACCACAUCGUUCUCAAUCGAGAAGCCCUCAACGAGAUUAA
Molecule: messenger RNA, 377 nt
Organism: Dentiscutata heterogama
Lineage: Eukaryota; Fungi; Glomeromycota; Glomeromycetes; Diversisporales; Gigasporaceae
Source: the annotation of a GenBank genome assembly